Molecule: messenger RNA, 3155 nt
Organism: Drosophila miranda
Lineage: Eukaryota; Metazoa; Arthropoda; Insecta; Diptera; Drosophilidae
Exons: 6
Coding region: 1-2985 (994 amino acids)
Biological process (GO): regulation of post-transcriptional gene silencing
Source: RefSeq, a predicted model, not a curated record
AUGGACGAUAUCAAGCUGGCGAAGUGCCGCAGGACACACAAAUCAUGUAUAUUAAUAUAUACCAGCAUCCUGGUGAUCGAGGCCAUCGAUUACUUCCUGCAGCAGUCGGAUCAUGCCCAGUCCAUCGAUCUGUGCAUCUACCAGGCUUGCCUGAUCAAACAGCUGGCCAACUACGGCAUUGAUCCUCGUCCCAGUCUGCAGUGCUUGCUUCGCGUAUUGCAUGCGACUCGGGAGCAUACGCGGAAUCACUACCAUGUGCUCUUGGUUCUGCUGGCUGAAGUGCUGCACGUCUUGUCCCCCUUCUACUUGGCCGACUUGCUGCGGAUCAUUGUCUUCGUGGUCGUGCAGGAGCGCUGUGGCCAUGAAUACAUUCUGAACAUGUGUCUGGAUGGCAUCAUUCAGUGGAUGUCUCAGACUGCAUUCAUACACGCCGAGGGGCUGGCUCUGGCUAACCAGAUAGUGCAGCGUGUGCUCGACCUCCAACAGUCGGAUGAGGGCGAGCGGAUAUCCACCAAGCAACUGAAGCCGGCCCACAUGCGCAACUAUCAUCCGGACAUUGCGAUUGCAUUUGAUCUGGCCAAUCUUGUGGAGUCGUUCGAUGCCUCCGAGAAUCAGGAUGUUUUCGCCUUUGUCGACGCCCUAAAUGUCAAGUCAAACACGGUCUUCUGCCAGCGCCUCCAUCUCUUCUUGCGCGCCCUCUUUCUGUCCCGACAACCGCCCGUUGACUGCUGGUUCAAGAUCUACGAGGUGAUUCUGCAGACCAUUAAGGUAAACGAGGGCAUCGCCUACGACUUCCUCAUGACCUACAUCUUCAAGCUGGCCCACGAGAACAAUCCUGAGCUGCAACUGGAGUUGCUUCGAGGUCUGCCCCAUUUUGCCGUAUCCAAGGACAACGUGCCCAUGAUUCUGAACACCAUUCGAAAUCUGUCCACCGAGAAUGUUACCUUCUGUGUGGACCUGUAUCUACGACUGUGGCGCGUGGAGUCGCGCACCUAUCUCUUCCUGCUGAAGCAAGUGGCUCAACCGCUGCCGGAGGGCGAUAAGCGCUGGGAGCUUCAAGUAGCCCGAGCACAUGCCAUGCGGGAAAUCUGCCAGGAAAAGCCAACAUUGCAUGGAUCGGAGCUGCUACCUCACCUUAGCAAUACGUUAAACAGCUGCACCGAUGAAUCGGGCGAUCUGGCUACGUCUCUGGCGUUGGAUGCUCUUUAUGCCUUGUGUGACAGCCACACUGUCAAUAUUGCUUCCACCUGGCACGCUCUGGGCAGCAAGUUUCGCGGCGAACAGCGUCCACAGACCCUUAGGUCUCUGUACCAUUUCUAUGGCUUGGUUCCGCUGCUGCAGACACCCACACUGGAGUACGAGAAAGUUGCGGAUGAUGCCCUAGAGCAGCUGUGGCAGGCCAUCAGUCGACCGGGAACAGAUGCGGCACAGGUUCGCAAUGCUCUGGCAGCCCUAAAGAGCUAUGAGCCAGGAAGCACGCUCAACCUGCAGCACAUUCCGGCUCAGUUUCGUUUUGAGAUUGUCGGUGGAGCAGUGGGAGGACUUAGGGGCCGAGAGGUGGUGAAUCUGCAGAAAGAGACCGUCCCCGGCGAGGUGUGGGUGCAGCCACUACAGAAGAUUCGCCCGGAAUGUGGAGAUGCAGCAGCUGAUCUGAUUUCCCAUCACAUAAGCAACGAAAUAAACGGCUUUCGGAGCGGAGUCUACCGCCUGCCCGAGGGCAAGCCGGAGCCACGCAAGCUAGUGGGUUUGUUCGGGACCCUCCCGCUCCGUGCAGUAACCAACUACAUGGUGAGCCAGGCCCGCUUUGGAGACUACGUGUCAGAGCCCUAUGCAGUGACCUUUGCCCUCAGGGCGCUGUCCAAUAAAUUUCCCAAGCCGAUACCACCGCUCGAUUGGAGCUGCUUGACGAGCUUCUUUCACCUAUCCUUCGAUGCGAGGAAGUACUGCAUCAUGAUAGCCAAGAAUCAGGCGUCGAGCUCAGGCACAGCGAAGCGUUUGCUAGAGAACUUCCUGGUAGAAUUCGAGCCUGAUUGCUUCGAGGAGGAUCUGCUGUUACUGUUCUCACUGCUACCGGAGAUCGCCAGCAACGUGGGCCUUCAGAUCAUAAAGAACUUUGCCGAGAAAGUGGCUGUCUAUUGCUUCAAAGAGUCACAGAUAAACGACUUUGUCGAGGGAUGCCUUUUUGAAAAGUUUUUGGACAGCGUCAAGUACAUUUUCACGGGAAAGUGCGACCUACCACCCGAAGUGUUGGAUGUUUUCACACUGAUUGUAGAGCGCUACAUGGACUCGAUGAAUCUGGACUCGAGGCUGUUUGAGCGCUACACAGAGGUGGUGGCCGUUUUGCAUCCGAAUGCCAUCGACGGGCUGACCACGCCCGCCAAUUGGUGGGAGACGCCCAUAGGCAAGCUAAAAAAGGCCACCAUCAUCCGAUGCUAUCUGGUGCUGUAUAACGAGAAGUUGCCCAACCCACUCAAAUGGCUGACGCCCAUUAUUGAUGCCUACGAGAAGCGCACGGAGGAGCGCUCCUUCUUCUAUCGCCACUUGGCUGCCACUCUGUAUGCCUUUGGAAGCGAUGAACAUGCCUGUAACUGGAUCAUGGAAAUAUUCCUGGAGAUCCAGAUGCUGCUGGCCGAGGCCUCCAACAAGGAGAAGGUUAACAGGGCACUCUAUCUGCUGGACAUCUUUGUUCUGGCCGUGGAUGUGCUCUCCGGCUGUGCCGUGCUGCUGGGCAGUGUCGAUGUGGUGGCCACAGACGAUAAGCAGCGACUCAAUCUCUUUCCCGAGAGCUUGCAGUAUCUGUGCGACCACAUAUUCUGGAAGGACCAUGAAGCAAAGGUCUAUGAAUUCCUAUUUAAUCUAUAUAAGCACAGCUCCAUGCCGUCGGACUAUGCAGACGUAUUCAAGGAGGCAAUCAUUUGUUCCCGGAACAAACCAUACUUCGACCACAAAGGUGUCUGGACCAAAUACGUAGGCCUGCGUAAAUGAACACGACGAACACACCGCAUUUAACACUCCAACCCACGCCUAAAGUGCACUUACUGGUUAACGAUCACCGAAUACCGUCAAUGUUAGUCAUCUUUUGAUAGCAAACGCAUUCUUUGUUAUUUAUAUGUGUUUAAAGAACAUUAAAUGCAUUUUUGCGCACAGUAUUUGAA